Fraxinus pennsylvanica is the source of this 2487-nucleotide messenger RNA. Lineage: Eukaryota; Viridiplantae; Streptophyta; Magnoliopsida; Lamiales; Oleaceae. The record is from the annotation of a GenBank genome assembly.
AUGGCUUCUUCUCCUUCUGAUUUCAAUUCCAAUUCGAUGAUCGGCCUUUGCCUGCUGUUCUACUUCUUCUUCUUCUUCACAGGAGUGCCGGUGGCCGAUUCUUCAACAAUUGGAGUCGAGUACAUUUCGCGUCUUCUUGAAAUUCAGGACCGCGAGAGGGCCCCACCUUCUGUCCAAAUCGCCGCAGCUUAUGGAACCCUCAGUCGCCUCAUUCCUUCCCAUUCUUCCAGCUUUCAGUUCAAUAUCAUCCCCAAGGAGCAUUGUGGUGGAGAGUCUUGUUUUAAAUUAACCAAUCAUCCUUCUGUCAGUGAAGGUGGUUCCCCUGAAAUUUUAAUAAGUGGAACCACUGGAGUGGAGCUUUUGUCUGGUCUUCACUGGUACCUGAAGUAUUGGUGUGGAGCACAUGUAUCCUGGAGCAAAACAGGUGGUGUGCAGCUCUCUUCAGUACCACAGUCUGGCUCCCUGCCGAAGGUUCAAGAUUCAGGGAUAGUCAUGAAGAGACCUACUCCUUGGAGCUACUAUCAGAAUGCUGUUACAUCUAGCUAUACAUUUGCAUGGUGGGACUGGGAAAGAUGGGAGAAAGAAAUCGACUGGAUGGCUCUCCAAGGUAUCAAUUUGCCAUUGGCAUUCACUGGACAAGAAGCUAUUUGGCAGAAAGUCUUCCAGAAUUUCAAUAUAACAGCUGCAGAUUUGAAUAAUUUCUUUGGAGGUCCAGCAUUUCUGGCAUGGUCACGCAUGGGAAAUAUGCAUGGGUGGGGUGGGCCAUUGCCACAGAGUUGGUUAGAUCAGCAACUGAUCCUGCAGAAGAAAAUACUUGCUAGAAUGCAUGAACUGGGAAUGAAUCCGGUCCUUCCAGCCUUUUCUGGUAAUGUUCCAGCAGCUCUAAAGCUUGUUUAUCCAUCAGCAAAGAUAACACAUCUAGGAAACUGGUUCACCGUUUGGAGUGACCCUAGGUGGUGCUGCACCUACCUUCUUGAUGCAACUGAUCCCCUGUUCAUUGAAAUUGGGAGAACAUUUAUUAGGCAACAAUUGACAGAAUAUGGAAGGACUAGCCACAUAUAUAACUGUGAUACUUUUGACGAGAACACACCCCCAGUAGAUGACCCAGAAUACAUCUCUUCGUUAGCUGCUGCAAUAUUUAGUGGCAUGGAAAGCGGCGAUAUGGAUGCUAUUUGGCUAAUGCAGGGAUGGCUUUUUACUGAUGACCCCUUUUGGAAGCCUCCACAAAUGAAGGCACUCUUACAUUCUGUUCCUGUUGGGAAACUGGUUGUCCUUGAUCUAUAUGCUGAGGUUAAACCUGUUUGGAUUACUUCAGAACAAUUCUAUGGUGUUCCUUACAUCUGGUGUAUGUUGCACAACUUUGCCGGAAACAUCGAGAUGUAUGGAAUUUUAGAUGCUGUAGGAUCUGGACCCAUAGAUGCUCGUCUUAGUAAAAACUCCACCAUGGUUGGUGUUGGGAUGUCAAUGGAAGGUAUUGAACAGAAUCCUGUUGUUUACGAUCUCAUGUCAGAAAUGGCAUUUCGACAUAAUAGAGUUGACAUUAAGACAUGGAUAGAUCUAUAUGCCAAGAGACGCUACGGAAGAUCUGUUUCAUCUGUACUAGAUGCCUGGAAUAUACUGUAUCAUACAGUUUAUAAUUGCACAGAUGGUUUAAAUGACAAGAAUAGAGAUGUUAUUGUGGCUUUCCCAGAUGCUGAUCCGUUUUCAAUUGCAUUACCUUCGUUUUCACUAAAUGGAAGAUAUCACCAUGAUAAUUACCCAUCUCCCGGGAGAGCUAUUUAUGAACUUGGUGAUUCCUAUAAUCAUCCUCAUCUCUGGUAUUCAACUUCAGAAUUGAUAUGUGCUCUAGAACUUUUUAUUGCAAGCGGGGAUCAACUCUCAGAAAGGAGCACUUACAGGUACGACCUUGUUGACCUGACAAGACAAGCUUUAGCAAAGUAUGCAAAUCAACUUUUCUUGAAGGUUAUCGAAGCAUAUCAGCUGGGUGAUCUCCCUGCAGUUUCUCUGCUGAGCCAGAGAUUUCUCAAUCUCGUGGAAGAUAUGGACACACUUCUAGCAUGCCACGAUGGAUUUCUUUUAGGACCUUGGAUCGAGAGUGCAAAGAAACUAGCACAAAAUGAAGAACAGGAAAAACAGUUUGAAUGGAACGCAAGAACCCAAAUUACAAUGUGGUUUGACAACACAGAAGAGGAAGCUAGUCUGCUUCGUGACUACGGAAACAAGUACUGGAGCGGGCUUCUACGAGAUUACUAUGGCCCCCGUGCAGCAGUUUAUUUCAAGUUUCUAAUACAAAGUUUAAAAAAGGGAGACGAUUUUCGCUUGAAAGAAUGGAGAAAGGAAUGGAUCAAACUUACAAACGAUUGGCAGAGUAGUAGGAAUGUUUUCGCCGUAAAAGGCAAGGGCAAUGCCCUCAACAUAUCACGGUGGCUAUUCGAGAAGUACUUGAAAGAUUCGACUCAUUCGAUCAGUCUAGUCCAGGAUACUUGA